Messenger RNA from Clunio marinus, 731 nucleotides. The record is from the annotation of a GenBank genome assembly. NCBI's taxonomy places the organism in Eukaryota, Metazoa, Arthropoda, Insecta, Diptera, Chironomidae.
AUGUCGGGUUGUGGAAGUUCUGACAAGGAUCAGUAUGGAAAUGAAGUGCAGAAACUUGCACGACCAUUGCCCGUUGAAUAUUUGCUUGUUGAUCUACCAACAUCGUCACCGCUGGUCCCACUCUACACAUUCCCAGCUCACGAAUAUCCUUUCCCUGUUGAGAAUCGUCUGAUUGAUGGACAUCUUCAAGAUUUCGGUUCGUUGCAUAAUUACAUGCAACGUUUUAGAUCAAAAGAUUUCUUGACGGCGAUGUCAGAUUUUCAUCUUCUCUUCUAUCUUUACGGUUUGGAUUGCUUUGGAACCAAAAUGAAGACACAAAUGACAUCGCUUUUAGAUGCCGUCCGAACGCAAGAUAACAAAUUGGCAGAGCAGUUCAUGUUAGGUGACACUUGGAGUACUUUGGAGCACUUAAUUGGCGCUCACAGUGGCCAUGGUCACGAUAAUCAUUUGCCAUCGUCAGCUGUUGGCAAUGAUGCGACCUGGACAUGUAAUCACUGCACGUACAUCAAUAGCGGUGAUACGCAAGCUUGCGAAAUGUGUAGUUUGCCUCAUUGAAAAACAUUUUAUGUUUGAGAACUUCACUGAAAGUUAGCAAAAAGGAAGCAAAAAAAUUAUUUAAAAUUAUAUCAACGUAAAGAAAAUUUUCUGGAAAAAAAUGAAAACUUUUAAAUGAAAUCCAAAAACUGUAAGAGAAAAAAAAGAUGAAUAAAAAUAUGGAAGAAUCAUAGAAA